UGUGACCCACUGUGGAUGGACCAUCACGCAAAUUCUCCUAGACGGAAAGAUCCUUCAGACCAAUUUUGGGCCCUUUUUCUGAUUGAAUGUGAACCGUCUCUAUUGCUUAAGGCAGACAAGUACCAGCAUCAGUCUCUUCUGCAAUUGAUUGUCAACUGCAUACUGCAUAAAAUGGCUAUGUACAUCCGUGUCAAGCGGAAUAAGACAACCUACUUUGUGCAAUGCGAUCCAACCGAAACAGUUUUAGACAUCAAGCAGAAGCUGCAUUCUCUCAUUGACCAGGCAGUCAACAAUCAGCGUCUAAUUCUGAAUGCUACCAGUGAAGUAUUGGAUGAUUCAAAGACAUUGGCAGAGCAGAAGGUCGAAAAUGAUGCUAUUGUGGUGCUGACACUGAGAAAAGAUGACAAUGAGUUUGAGGAUGUGAACAUUGUGCGGCCAGAUGAUUUGUAUCAUUCACGUGAUGCAGAUGCCAGUCUAAGCUGGUAAGCUCCAAACUCAGUCAAAAUGAACAUGGGCUAUGAAAUAUUACUUUGAUGUGUAAUGUGUGAGAAUUAAGCUGAGAAUCGGCGACAGUCUGUUAAUCUCACCACAUUGUAGCUUCCUAUGUACUAUAAACGACGAUUACUUCCAUGAAAAUCGUACUGUUGGAACUUGAGAAAUGAA
Molecule: messenger RNA, 663 nt
Organism: Magnolia sinica
Lineage: Eukaryota; Viridiplantae; Streptophyta; Magnoliopsida; Magnoliales; Magnoliaceae
Exons: 5
Coding region: 16-486 (156 amino acids)
Molecular function (GO): protein binding
Source: RefSeq, a predicted model, not a curated record